AAAUAGUAGUUCUGGAAAUGUGGCUCUUCCAAGAAAAACGACCAAACUCCGAUAAACCAUUAAUCUACACGCUCUCUCUGCAUAGCCAUAGCAACUGCUAUUUCCUUCUCGACAAGUACAAGCUCCUAACUAAAAUUGUAAAUAAAGCAACGAAGCUGAAACCUUUAUUUUUUCUUGUUUCAAUAGGUAAAUUCACACUAGUGAAGAUUCUGAGUUCCAAUCCGCCAUAACAUAAUCAAGACUCUACAAGUACAGACUAUUCUGGAAUCUUACACGAAAUAACAGGGCUAAACAUGGGAGAGGAGGAAAUUGAAGAGGGCGAGAAGCAGAUCGUAACACCAUGGGAAGUUGCAGCUUCUAAGGAAGGCGGUCGAAUCGACUAUGAUAAACUCAUUGUGCAAUUUGGCUGUCAAAAGCUUGAUCAAUCGAUUGUGCAAAGAGUUGAAAAACUGACUGGCAAGCCUGCCCAUGUUUUCCUUCGCCGUGGUGUCUUCUUCGCUCACCGGGAGUUUGAUAAAAUUCUUGAUGCCUUUGAGAAAGGGGAAAAUUUCUACCUUUAUACAGGCAGAGGACCAUCAUCAGAAGCUUUGCAUCUGGGACAUCUAAUUCCAUUUAUGUUUACAAAGUAUUUACAAGAUGCAUUUAAAGUACCGCUUGUGAUACAGCUCACUGAUGAUGAGAAGUGCAUGUGGAAGAAUCUUACAGUUGAGGAAAGCCAAAGGCUUGCGAGGCAAAAUGCCAAAGAUAUAAUUGCUUGUGGUUUUGAUAUAUCUCGAACGUUCAUCUUUUCUGAUUUUGACUAUGUUGGGGGUGCCUUCUACAAGAACAUGGUUAGAAUUGGGAAAUGUGUUACUUUGAAUCAGGUAAGGGCAAUAUUUGGAUUCAAUGGGGAGGAUCACAUUGGAAAAGUCAGUUUCCCUCCCGUACAAGCCGCUCCCUCAUUUCCAUCUUCAUUUCCUCACUUGUUUGGGGACAAAAUUAAUCUUAGGUGUUUGAUUCCAUGUGCAAUUGAUCAGGAUCCUUAUUUUAGAAUGACACGCGAUGUUGCUCCGCGAAUAGGAUGUCAGAAGCCUGCUCUGAUUGAGUCCUUAUUCUUCCCUGCACUUCAGGGUGAGACAGGAAAGAUGUCUGCAAGUGAUUCUACCACAGCAAUCUAUGUUACUGAUUUGCCCAAGGAGAUCAAGAACAAGGUGAACAAAUAUGCCUUUUCAGGAGGUGGAGAUACAAUAGAAAUUCACAGAAAGUAUGGGGCAAAUCUUGAGGUGGAUAUACCUGUGAAGUAUCUCAGCUUUUUCCUUGAGGAUGAUGCUGAAUUGGAGAACAUUAAACAGGAGUAUGGGGCUGGAAGAAUGCUGACUGGGGAGGUUAAGAAAAGGCUUAUUGAAGUUUUGACGGAGAUGGUUGAGCGACAUCGCAAAGCUCGAGCCGCAGUAACAGAUGAGAUGGUGGAUGCAUUUAUGGCUGUAAGGCCUCUCCCAGACAUGUUUGGUUGAAAUUGCUAUCUUCUGAACAUUUUGGUAGAAAAUAUCAUGAUACUUUCAGCAUUUGUCAGAAACUUGAGCAUCUAACACCGGUUUAUAUAGAAUGAAUCUCAAAAGAGAAACUCAGCAUUUCAGUAUUUUUAUCAACAAGGUCGCAUCAAUCAAUUUGUAAUGUGGCGACUAGCAGCAUGCAUUUGUGUGCCUUUAAGUACGUUGAACUGCUGAUAUUUUGAGUCAUUUUUUUGCUGGUAAAAGUUAGUUUAGGUUCUGAGGAAUAUAUUUGAUUAGCAUCGGCUCUGUGUUUGUCAAGAAUCACAUUGUUGAGUCCCAAUUGUAUUGCUUGGAAUGGUUUUUGUUGGACAAUAUACUAGAAUCUAAAUAUAAGACUGUGGUUUGUA
Molecule: messenger RNA, 1879 nt
Organism: Cryptomeria japonica (Japanese cedar)
Lineage: Eukaryota; Viridiplantae; Streptophyta; Pinopsida; Cupressales; Cupressaceae
Product: tryptophan--tRNA ligase, cytoplasmic
Exons: 12
Coding region: 294-1493 (399 amino acids)
Biological process (GO): tryptophanyl-tRNA aminoacylation
Cellular component (GO): cytoplasm
Molecular function (GO): ATP binding; tryptophan-tRNA ligase activity
Source: RefSeq, a predicted model, not a curated record